GCUUUUCAUCACUCUCCCUCUUGUUAAAUCUGCAUUUAAGAUUUUUUUCAGUUGGGUGCUAAAAUUAUAUAAUCAUUUAUUCUUUGAAAGGUCUUCCCUUUUUUUUUGAUUCGUCAAAGUCUUCAACUUUGAAAGAUAUUGGUUUUACUUUAAAGAAGCUGUUUUCAACUUUUUGGUGUGUCCACUCGAAGCAGAAAUCCAAACUUGGAAAAAAGGUGGAUCAUCAUUGGGAGCUAACAACAAUUUUGUUUUGUGGGUUAUCUUCACUUUAUUUCUGGCUUAUUCUGCUGAGCAUUAAUGGGGGAUAUGCAAGUUGGUGUUGCCAAUAUUGACAAUAAGGGGUUUUAUGGCUUGAUGGAGGAUAAACCGGUGGCUUCCUCGAAUCCGAGCCUGCAAAUGUCGGUUUCAUUUGGUAGGUUUGAGAAUGAUUCACUUUCAUGGGAGAAGUUCUCAGCUUUCUCUCCAAACAAGUACUUGGAGGAAGUUGGAAAGUGUGCAACUCCAGGGUCAGUAGCUCAAAAGAAGGCUUAUUUUGAAGCACAUUACAAGAAGAUCGCUGAGAGAAAAGCUGAGAUCAUGGACGAGGAGAAACAAAUGGACAAGAACGCGUCUUUUAGAUCCAUCGUUACAGAUAAGGGGAGUAUGGAAGGCGAAAAUGGCGGGUUGGUGGCAGAGUCCGGGGUUGAUGAAGGAUCUAAUGAGAAAUUCACUUGUGAAGAGGAUAAAUAUGUAACUGACGUUGCAGCUGAAGUGAGUGUCGACGAAGAAGUGAAGAACACACUGGAUAAAUCAGAAGAGAUGGUUCUUGUGGAUGAGAAAUCAGAAGUGGUUGUCCGUGUGCAGGAGAAGCCAGAAGAGGUGAGAGAGAAUGUAGAGGAUGUAGAAGAGAGUGAAGUGAGAGAAGAAGUUCUAUCGAAUGAUACUAUUGGUGAUACGAAUGAAACGCCAAAGAAAGAGAUGAAAAAGGAGAAAACCCAACAACUAAACAAGAAGGAUGGAAAUGUUGGCAAGAAUCGUAUAAGAAACUCUCCGAAGCCUGAUCAGGUGAGGACAAAACCGGAAGCUAACAAGAUUGUAACAAGUAGGAAAACUCUACCGAGCAAGGAGAUGAGAAACAUGGUGAAGGCAACAAAGAAACCAGCAGCACCUAUCUCAAAAGCCACACCAGGGUUUUCAACUCCAAGAGUGUACAAGUCAGCUUCAAAAGUCACUUCAUUGUCUACAUCUCAGUCUUCGGUAAAGAAGGAAAAUGUCUCGUCUUUAUUGAGAAACAAACAAACCGCUCCGAAGUCAUUGCAUAUCUCUAUGAGUCUUGGUCCAUCUGCCUCGGAUCCUGCUGCUCUUACAAGCACUAGAAAAUCAUUGAUUAUGGAGCGAAUGGGAGAUAAAGACAUUGUGAAACGUGCAUUUAAAUCAUUUCAAAAGAGUUAUGACUUGAAAACUUCUGUCGACGAGCAAAAGCCAGCUCUAAAACAGAAUCCUGCAAAGGCAGCUAGUAUUCCGUCAGUAGCUACUCGUCAGAAGCAAAAUGGCAGGCCCACUACAAAAACAAGUAGCAUGGAGAAGACAAGUGGUACUAGUGCUCGUUCUUCAUCUCAUGGACUCAAAAGCAACGGGACCACAGAGAAACAGCAAAAGGAGCUUUCCAAGUCUAGUGCAAGACCUGUAGAGAAGACACGCUUGCAGAAGAACCCAAAGCAGGCAGGAGUGACUGAUGCCAUAUCCCGGAGGGAGUCUCUUAAUCCGAAACCAAAACCCAUGCAGAGUUCUCUUCCACUACGGAUUUCACCAAAAGGCUCUUUAGACAAGGUGUCAUGAUAGUGUAUCAGUCCCGUUUUUAGUCUGAUCUUGUGGAUGGAACUCGGGUAUGAGGGCUGAAGUUCAAGGCGAAUAUUGGCACCAAUGUUGUUCCAUAAAGAACCAAUGAUCUUUUGUUAUAUAGAGAAGUCUCUAGUUGCCAGUAUUUAGUUGUGGAAGGAGUAAUAAAAGGCCUUAAUGUUGAUAUUCCUGAAGGGAUGAUAAAUAGUUAUAUUUUACAUUCCUGUGUAUGUGUAUAGACUACGAGGAUUAUGUUGUUUAUCUCAGUAUGAACAGAAGCGAAUCGAAUCAAUCUUGUUUAUGUUCA
This is a messenger RNA of Eutrema salsugineum, 2125 nucleotides long. RefSeq names its product protein WVD2-like 7. The record is from RefSeq and is a predicted model, not a curated record. The transcript is spliced from 8 exons. The coding region runs from base 298 to 1818 and encodes 506 amino acids. Lineage: Eukaryota; Viridiplantae; Streptophyta; Magnoliopsida; Brassicales; Brassicaceae.